CGUCAUAUUGUCGCGCCCAGUGGCACCCUAUGUAGCCUCUCGACGGCUGGCCCUUCUCUAUCAGACAGAGCAUAGACGACGAUAUUUUGAUUUCUUUUGCAACCAUGAGCAGUGAAAAGUACCCAGUGUCUUCAAUUGAGGACGACUUCAACUAUGGCACAAACGUCGCCACUGCUAGUGUCCAAAUACGCAUGGACUUCCUGCGGAAGGUGUACACCCUGCUGAGUUUGCAGAUUAUUCUGACAACAGCCACAUCUGCCCUUUUUAUGUUCUCUCAGACCAUCAAAGACUUUGUCCAUGACAGCCCUGCUGUGGUUUUGGGUUCAGCUUUGGGCUCCCUGGUUCUACUCCUGGCCUUGGCUGUGUAUAGGCACCAGCAUCCAGUCAACCUCUACCUGCUGCUUCUAUUUACUUUACUGGAGGCAAUCUCUGUGGCCACAGCUCUGACUUUCUACGAAUACUCCACCGUGCUCCAAGCCUUGUUCCUGACCUGCGCUGUGUUUGCUGGACUGACAGCCUACACCUUCCAGUCCAAGAGAGACUUCACCAAACUGGGAGCAGUUCUUUUCUCCUGCUUGUGGAUCCUCUUAAUUGCAAGCGUCAUGAGGGUCUUCUUCAAUAGCGACAGCACAGAGCUGCUGUUCGCCGGCACCGGGGCGCUAGUCUUUUGUGGCUUCAUCAUCUAUGACACCCACCUGCUAAUGAAACAGCUGUCACCCGAGGAACACAUCUUGGCGUCCAUCAACCUCUACCUAGACAUCGUCAAUCUCUUCCUUCACAUUUUGCGUAUCCUCGACUCGAUGAAGAAGCACUGAAAAGAGGCUGCUCUGCUUCCCAAAAUCAAUCAUUCCAUCACUAAUCUAAUUCAUCGUCUCUGUGUGAGUGGUACCGACUCGAAUCAAGUCUUUGGUAAGCAGUCCAUAUCUGAGCUUUAAUUUAUUUCAUAUCGAGGUCAAUUAUGACUCAAUUAGUCUUAAUGCAACAUACAUCAUUCGUUCUCUCACAAAAGUUAAGUUUCUCCUUAUGUAUCGUCUUACUAAUUGAAAUGGUUAAAAAAAAAAAUCCUGUAUUACAUUAUAAUUUAUGGGAUGCCACUACAUGUUUGUUAUGCAGUCUUGUAUGAAGCCAUUGUGAACUAAAAGUCAUUUAGCCUGUGAACCCGGAAAUUCUACCAGUGUAAAAACCCAUAUAGACAUGGAUAAACGCCGCUUCGAGCGGGUUUGUCCACUGCUGGAUACAUCAACGUCGCCACCAUAUUGGAUGGGUAAAGGCCUCGCUGUAAUUGAAUAUAAGUGCCUUACUUUCAUAAGGCACAUUUCUACAAAUAAAGUUUAAUUUAAUUCCUUUAAGUUAGGCACCCAAAACAAAUAACUCUUUCUCGAGUAUAUUAGUGCAUGUGACUGUAUAAAAUGUAUACAUUUAUUUGUAAAAAAAAAAAAAAAAGCUGGUUUAUGAAAGUAAGUACAUUGAAUUGUAUUCAUUCACUGCACAGUCUUGACCCAUCCAACAUGGCGGUGACGUUGACGUCCGGCUCAGCGCUCAAUGUGGCGUCUCUAUCUGUCGACAGUGACUUCAGUUCGCAACAAAAGCACGCCACUAAAAUAACACGGUUGCAAGGGCCGCGUGGUAGUAGUUUUAUUUUGCAAAAUCAUUGUUUUUGAUGAUUAUUGAAUGCUUAAAAAUAUUUGAAGAUUUGUACAUAUUGUUUUGGUGUCGAUCGGAGUAGUGUUAAAAGUAUAAAUGAGGCUAUGUGCAAUGCAUUUUAACACAAGAUGGAAGUUUCCUUUGAAAUGUUGUGCAGAAACGUGACGCUCAUACAUCACAUAACAGCAGCAAUCUUAAUUUUUCACAGCAUAUCGUUGCAAUUUCGAGACACGAUGCAAAUAUGCUGCAGUGACGUGGCGGCUUCCAUUAACCCCAAGGGUUGCUGUGAUGAUGUCAUCCCUAUGUUGCUCGGGGCCACUAGGGGGCGUAGUUUCACUACAUAUGGAGAUGUGAUGUGAGGUUAAGUUUCUGUUUGUGACAGUUUUACUUUCUAGUGAGCGAGUAUUGCUUCUCAGUACAUAAACACAAUAUGUGAAACGUGCAGGUUCACCAUCUGCCUAUUUAUUCUUAAUUAAGUAGUACUUGAUUUUACUGGAAAUUCUUGUUUGUGCAUGUUGUUAUUGUAAUUAAAUAUCUGAAGUGA
Doryrhamphus excisus (bluestripe pipefish) is the source of this 2188-nucleotide messenger RNA. RefSeq names its product transmembrane BAX inhibitor motif containing 4 (gene tmbim4). Gene Ontology annotation, biological process: negative regulation of apoptotic process. NCBI's taxonomy places the organism in Eukaryota, Metazoa, Chordata, Actinopteri, Syngnathiformes, Syngnathidae. The record is from RefSeq and is a predicted model, not a curated record. Gene Ontology annotation, cellular component: membrane.